AGUGUUGCCCGAGCGUCCGCCGCGGAUACACGCACGCGCAUCGCAAGUGUAAGUGAUUCUACCGGUACUUCGAAAUCGCUCCGAUAGCGGCUUGUACAAGUGAUCGAUAAACCCACGGCUUGCAGCCGAUCCGUGGCGAAUCCAUUUCUCGCGUCCCCGCGAUACACCCAGAGUGCAUUAAGGAGGGAUCCUGUUGCGUUAAGUGUUUAGUGCCGAUUUCGAGAUGAGACCCAAGGACGAAACGGACACGAAGCUCCAGACUGGAACUUUCAUACUGUCCGAAAAGAUCGACGACACAAAGGCGAAGAAGAGUGAGAAGGAAUUGAAGAAGGAGAUGAAAAGGCUUGAGAAAGAGAAACAGGAGAGGGAGAAAAAGGAGAAGAAGGCUCGGGAGAAGGAAAAGGAACGCGAAAAACAAUCCAAGAAAGGCAAGGUGGUGUGCGGCGCGUGCGGCGGCAAGUGCAGCGGCGAGGUGCUGCGCGUCACCGACAAGUACUUCCACACCGCCUGCUUCACGUGCCGCACCUGCUCCGCUUCGCUCGCGCGCGGUGGUUUCUUCUGCAAGGACGGACACUACUAUUGCCCUCAGGAUUACCAGCGAGCGUUUGGCACGCGCUGUGCGGCGUGCAACCAGUACGUGGAGGGCGAAGUGGUCUCCGCUCUCGGGAACACCUACCAUCAGAAGUGCUUCACGUGCGCGCGAUGCAAGCGUGCGUUCCCCUCCGGCGAGAAGGUGACGUACACGGGGUCGGAGGUGAUCUGCGGCGAGUGCGCGGCGCCGCAGCGCCACGCGGCGCGCGCGACCCGCUCGCCCGAUCAAGCCUCCCCCUCCCCCGCCUCGCCCUCCCCCGCCUCGCCCGGCUCACCCGCCUCCCCCGCCUCGCCCGACCGGGAUGACGUCGACCGCAGGCAGCCCGACCCAAAUGAUUGCGCGGGCUGCGGACAAGAACUCUCCGAGGGUCAAGCCUUAGUCGCUUUAGACAGGCAGUGGCACACGUGGUGCUUCGCGUGCGGCGAGUGCGGCGCCGUGCUGCGCGGCGAGUACAUGGGGCGCGGCGGCGUGCCGUACUGCGAGCGCGACUACCAGCGCCUGUACGGCGUGCGCUGCGCCUACUGCCAGCGCUACAUCUCCGGCAAGGUGCUGCAGGCGGGCGACAACCACCACUUCCACCCGACGUGCGCGCGCUGCAGCAAGUGCGGCGACCCGUUCGGCGACGGCGAGGAGAUGUUCCUGCAGGGCGCCGCCAUCUGGCACCCGCGCUGCGGGCCCGCGCCCGGCGACCCGCUGGCGCUCGACCGCGCCUGCUCCGAGCUGCAGUUCUCAAUGCGCUCGCGCACGCCGAGUGUCAACGGCUCCUACUGCAGCCCCUACAGUAGCUUGACACGGAAGUACGGGUACCGCGGCACGUCUCCUGGGCCGAACGGCACGGGGCGCUGGGGCGGCUGGUCGCCGGCGCGCAUCACCACGUACUCGUACCUGGCCAGCGAGCCCGCCACGCUGCGCCGCUGCGUGCAGCCCUACGACCGCCCGCCCACCUCGCCGCACUUCCACCGCCCGCCCUCAUCUGCUAGCAUACGUACGAGUUCACGACCUGGCAGCAAAGCUUCAUCUCGGCCAGGGAUGCGAGUGCUUGUCGACUCUAUGCGAAGCGAGACACCACGUCCGAAGUCUCCGCACAUGAACAAUGAGGAACCCAUAGAACUAUCGCACUAUCCCUCAGCAUAUAAGCCUCCGCCUGGGACACAACCAAAGAUAGAACGAGAUGACUUCCCCGCUCCACCGUACCCCUACACAGAUCCAGAGCGAAGGAGACGACGGUCAGAAACGUUCAAAGGCGUAACCGAUAGUGAUGAGGAAGAUGGGAAACCCAACGGAGAGGUUAAUGGCGUCGACAACAAACUGCGCCGCGAGGAACUCGAGCUGGCCAAGAUCGAGAGUGGCAUCGCACAGGUAUUUUUAAAAGAAGUGAAAGAACGCG
Molecule: messenger RNA, 1979 nt
Organism: Parnassius mnemosyne (clouded apollo)
Lineage: Eukaryota; Metazoa; Arthropoda; Insecta; Lepidoptera; Papilionidae
Source: the annotation of a GenBank genome assembly